AUGAGUUUUUUGGGUAAUCUACAGAGACAUGAUAAUUCAAAAUGGAAGAAGACUUCUGCUGGGACGUUGAAUUUAGAUAAAAGAAGUAAUGUCAUCGUGGAAGCACCAAAUGUCCCACGGCUGAAUAUGAAUCAUGGAUUUAUCAAAAGUAUUGUGAGAAAUCAAAUUGAUAGGGAUGAAUAUGAUAAAUUGGUAUCAGAUAAAAGCGUCACAUCAUCGUUUCGCCAUCUAGAGAGGCCUAGGAAAACAUGUGAUCCGCUAUUGUUGUAUAUACCUCCUCAUCUACGUACUAUUAAUAGGAAAAUCACGAAAAAUGAAGAAAAUUCUCAUAUCAAUGACGAGAAGGAAGAAUUGCGUAAAAAAGUUAGACGACGUCUAAUAGAACAGAUGGCAAAAGAAGGGCAUGAAAGGUUACAAGUGGCCACAGAAACGAUAAUUCCCACUCAUACUUUAUUAAAACGAAACAUAGACACAAGAAGACGUCCAGAUCCUGCUACUGCAGCACCAUCACGAAAUGAACCGCUUUUCAAGCUUAAUGUUCGCGGUCAAGACGGUAAUCCAGUGGAGCAAAUUAUACACGCGAAUGAUAACAGCGCACGUAUUGCCAAAGCUUUAACAAGACAACUGGAGCUUACUGAUGACCAGUGCCGUUUGUUGCGAAAUCGAAUUCAAGAAGAAUUGGAAAAACGUUUGGCAACUUAA
Cercopithifilaria johnstoni is the source of this 702-nucleotide messenger RNA. NCBI's taxonomy places the organism in Eukaryota, Metazoa, Nematoda, Chromadorea, Rhabditida, Onchocercidae. The record is from the annotation of a GenBank genome assembly.